AGUAUGGCCGUUCUUAUGUUCUCGUGCAUUAACCAUCAGACUUGAAAAAAAGCUGUUUGUUUGAAACCUCUAGAAAUGGGAUUUUUUCAAAUACCUCUCCCCCUCACCCCAGCCCCUCCCCAAAAACACAUCCUACAAUACAAAAUGGCUAUUUAAUGAAGAUCUAGAGCCAAGGAUUCCAUAUUCUUGCUAUUGAGCAAAGUUCUUACAACAUGAGGAUCAUUAUUUGUAUUUAUUAUAUUGUUACAUAAACCUCACUUUAACAUAGUGGGUUUUUUCCAUAAUUACUUUGAAUUUAGAAAAUGUUUGCAAGUGUAAUUAUGUUUAUAAGAAAUGGAACUUACAAUACAUAGCUACUUGAUACUUUGAAACUACAUACUUCGACAGAAGCGACAUGAGCUAUUAGAUGUCUUUUCCAUCUGCAGUCAUGGAUGUAUGGAAGGGGGGCUUGGUUGCCCCCAGGGCAUUGUUUUUCCUAAUGCGGGCUCUGCAGGACCUGUCCAAGUUCUGUGGUAGGGGGGGUGGGGGGAGCAGGUCAGGACAUGUUGGUCUGACCCACCAGAGGUUCCCCAGAAAAGACAACUCAGGCCCAGGCUUCCAUAUAUUUUCUGAGGACAGCUGCAGCCAGGGGGAAUCCCUGAUAGUACAGUUCCAGUGGAGCCAUGCUACUGGGGAUAGCUGAAGCCAAGAGCUGGGGGAUAAACACCAAACAUCUGCACAGAUGGCUCCUGUCUUUCCCUGGAUUCCUCAUAGUCCACCCAGUUUGGGAGUGGUGAAAAACUGGGACCUCUCCCCCACAGAAGGAUGUGGGAGACUCUCUGCAAAGACCUCUAGCAGAGAUUUCCCUUCCAGGUUCUCCUCCUGUUUUUUCCACAAGAGGGGACAAUUGGUCCAAAGUUUAGAAAACAAUUCUAGGUUACAUAAAAUGCCUUUUAAUUUCUCUAGUUUUGCCUGAAGAACUUCAAGAUAAUGUUCUCUGUAGCCAUGUACUUAUAUGUACUAUAGAGUUUAACCCAAAACAUAAAAAAGAUUAUUACAAGAGUUCACUAAUUACAAAAUAUGGAAACACUUAGAAUGAGGUUUACAGUGAGAGAAGUGCUAUCUCGCAAUACACUGAGAAAAAAGCAUUAUCCUAAUUUUAUAGGUGAGAAACUGAGGCACAGAGAAGUGAAGUGACUUUCCCCAGGUAUUUCAAACAGUUAGUAUGCUACAGAAAGAAAGGUGGUGUCCAAGUGCACCGUGCAAGGCAGCUACACCCAGAUUGUACAUGCUAUAGAGACUGGAGUUCUGGGGACAUAUAAAGCUAAGUCCUUGGAUAUUCUAAUUAUGAAUACAUAGAUAGACAGGUUUUCUUCACUUUGCUCUCAUUCAUGUUAGAAUUUGUUCCUGAAGUUCAUCAAAACGUGCAGGAUUUGUAUCAAACUAAUGCUGAAGUGGCAUUAGAGAACUAUAUUCCAUUUGAGUGUACACAACCCAAGAAUGUGUAAAAUUACAUAUGGUUAACAUUUUCUUAAAUUCCUAGGAGACACACUUCUAGCAAUUCAAGCACCUUGUGGUACACAAUUAGAAGUACCUAUACCUGAAAUGGGACAAAAUGGACAAAAGAAAUACCAGAUCAGUCUAAAGAGUAGUUCAGGACCUAUCCAUGUGCUGCUUAUUAAUAAAGACUCAAGUUCCCCCACGCCUGUGGUGUUUCCAGUUCCUCCUCCUGAUGACCUUGCACAGCCCCCAUCUCAGCCUGCAAUUCCAGUGACUCCCCCAAAACCUACUGCAUCUACUGAGAAUCCAUCAGAGCAGCAUGACAUUAACCAGGAGCAGCAUUUACCACAUACUCCAGUUACAGAUACACCAUCAGACAACAGUGUGCAAGAGAACAAUACAACUCCAGCAACUCCUUACUCUAGCCUUCCGGACUCCUUGCUGUAUACGAGCCUUGCAACAGAUGCAACACAAACUACUGCUAGCUCAAAUGACUAUCAGGCCUUGCUUCCCUUGGAUGUUAAUUGUAUUCUCAAGCCAAACUCAUUUGAUAUAGCAAAGAUGGAUGAGCCCACAGGAACUAUUAGUAGUGAUAUCAUUGAUGAAUUGAUGUCUUCAGAUGUUUUUCCUCUCUUACGACUCUCUCCUACUCCCGGAGAUGACUACAACUUUAACCUGGAUGAUAAUGAAGGAGUCUGUGAUCUUUUUGAUGUGCAGAUACUAAAUUAUUAGAUUCGGUGGGAACCAGACUGUCAUAUCUACCUCUAACUUUAUAACAUUCUAGACUUCUUCAUAACCUAAGUAUUUUAAAUAAUGAAUGUAUAACCUCUUAGUUCACUGACUCUGGGAGUGCAUUUCCUUUUGCUUCCUUACCUACUUCACAAAACACCUUAAAUUCAAAACAGAAGAAAGGGCUUUUAUCAAAAUGUUCUCUGGUAUUUUUUCACAAGUUACAUUAAUGUAACUCAGCUUUGAAAUCCCAAGUUCCCCCCCCCCCUCCCCAUCCCCUCCUUUUUCUUGCAGCCUUCUGGUUACUUACAAAAAAAAAACCCAAGGCUUGUCACUUAGCAGAAUUUUCUUUCUGAAGCUUUACUGCCAAGAAGCUUUCUGUAUGUUUUUAACCUUUCACUACAAUUUUUAAAAAGCGUUCACUGCCAAAUUUUAAGUGAAGGACAUUAAAUGGGUUAUGUUAAAUUGUUUCAGUGAACCAAUUUUGUGAAGUGCCUUCUGUUUUAGCACUUUAAGUUUCUCACAUUUUGACUUCUGACAUUCCACUUUCCUAGAUUAUAGGAAAGGUCUGUUUGUAGUUUGUAUUAAAGUGUGCCAAUGCUUGUAUAUUAACAAGAUUUUUUUAAUAAAACUGUACAAACCGA
This is a messenger RNA of Chrysemys picta bellii (western painted turtle), 2852 nucleotides long. The record is from RefSeq and is a predicted model, not a curated record. Lineage: Eukaryota; Metazoa; Chordata; Testudines; Emydidae.